Messenger RNA from Rotaria sp. Silwood1, 516 nucleotides. NCBI's taxonomy places the organism in Eukaryota, Metazoa, Rotifera, Eurotatoria, Philodinida, Philodinidae. The record is from the annotation of a GenBank genome assembly.
AUGGCAGCAGCAAGUAAAGCCGGUUUGGAAUUAGCCACAUUUGGUGCUGGUUGUUUUUGGGGUACAGAGAAAUUUUUUCGCAAACAAUUUGGAGAUUAUUUAAAGUCAUUCGCCGUUGGUUAUAUGGGUGGUUCUUCCAAAGCUACCUACCAAGAUGUUUGUACUGGUACAACGAAUCAUGCUGAAGUCUUACAAGUAUCUUACGAACCUAGCCAAUUGGCAUAUAGUGACUUAGUUCGCUUCUUCUUUCGUAUGCAUGAUCCAACUACUUUGAAUCGACAAGGAAAUGAUCGAGGCACUCAAUAUCGUUCUGUUAUCUUCACUCAUACCAAAGAACAAGAAAAGAUUGCAGAACAAGUACGUGAUGAAGUACAAGCUAGUGGUAAAAUCAAAGGAAAAAUUGUUACGCAAAUACAACCCGCCGAUGGUCUGCAGUUUUUCGUGGCCGAACCUUAUCAUCAACGAUAUCUAGAGAACCAGCCUGAUGGUUACUGCAACCAUAAACUGUACUAUUAA